AAUUAAACAUGCAAAAACCUGAAUAAGUGAUGCAAGAUUUUGCUAAUUUAUUAGAUAAAUGUAUAUUGAAUUAAGAAUAAAAAUGUUAGAUAGAAAUGAUCCUGAAGCUUGGUCAUAAAUAUACAAGGUUAUAAAUUAUAAACCAACUUAAAAUAUUCCUAAAGGAUAAUCGUUAGAUCCAGAGAAAAUUCGAGAGUUUUUAAGAUUAGGAAAACCUGGAACUUAAGAAUUUGAUCCUUAUGAUGAUAUGAUUUAUUUUGAUGAUAACAAAGUGAAAGAAAUAGUUUUAAGAUAAAACUUCUUAAUAGCAAAAGGUUGAUUAUAAUUAAAUUUAGGUUAUUUUGAUCCAAAGGCGUAUUUCCCGUCAAUUAAUUUAAGUAGUUUAGAUGAUACAUCAUUUGAUGAGAAAAUUAAAGGUAUAUAAUAUAUUAAUAAUAAGAAAUGCUUAAAAUACCAGAAUAAGGAGAUAAGAAAAUUUGAAAAUUACAUCAUGUC
This is a messenger RNA of Paramecium sonneborni, 495 nucleotides long. NCBI's taxonomy places the organism in Eukaryota, Ciliophora, Oligohymenophorea, Peniculida, Parameciidae. The record is from the annotation of a GenBank genome assembly.